AUGUUCGAAACUAUGGCAGCCGCGGCCGGCGCCAAGCCCGCCGCGCGCGGCGUCGCGCACAGCGUGUUCCGCAUAAUGGCAAACAGCAGCGGCGGCAGCGGCAGCGGCAGCGGCAGUAGCCGCUCGUCGGCGGAGGCGAGCGACGCAUCGUCGCGCGGCAGCGGCGGCGGCGGCGCGUCGCGGCGCGCGUAUGCAGACGUGGUAAAGGCAGAUGCGACGGCGUCGCUGGACCGGGGCGCGCGGCUUCAGCACCGCGGGGUGGGCGAAUUGCAGGAUGAGGCGAAGGUGACGAGCCUGCUGGGCGUCUGGCAGCAGCGGCUGCAACAGCAGCAGCAGCGGCAGCAGCAGCAGCGGCAGCGGCAGCAGCAGCUGCGCGCGCGGCAGCACCAGGUGUGGCAGCGCCAGCAGCAGCUGCUGAAGCAGCACGGGCAGCGGCGGGACGAGGGGGAGGGCCCGCAGAACGCGCAGCACGCGCCGCACGGGCAGGCGCCGGGCAAGGCGGGGCGCGUGAGCGCCCCCAACGCGAUACCGGCGUGCGGGCCGCCGCGCCUGUUUUGA
Monoraphidium neglectum is the source of this 558-nucleotide messenger RNA. RefSeq lists its product as hypothetical. The record is from RefSeq and is a predicted model, not a curated record. The coding region runs from base 1 to 558 and encodes 185 amino acids. Lineage: Eukaryota; Viridiplantae; Chlorophyta; Chlorophyceae; Sphaeropleales; Selenastraceae. The transcript has a single exon.